Gymnodraco acuticeps is the source of this 8496-nucleotide messenger RNA. It is a transcript of the gene sema6bb, whose product is annotated as sema domain, transmembrane domain (TM), and cytoplasmic domain, (semaphorin) 6Bb. The coding region runs from base 824 to 3439 and encodes 871 amino acids. Gene Ontology annotation, molecular function: semaphorin receptor binding; chemorepellent activity. The transcript has 17 exons. Gene Ontology annotation, biological process: positive regulation of cell migration; neural crest cell migration; negative regulation of axon extension involved in axon guidance. The record is from RefSeq and is a predicted model, not a curated record. NCBI's taxonomy places the organism in Eukaryota, Metazoa, Chordata, Actinopteri, Perciformes, Bathydraconidae.
UGUAGCUCACACAGCCGCUAGAAGACAAACGAUCCUCUUACCUCCCCAAAGCGGAGCGCAGCCUAAGGAGCAGGAACUAUUUUUUUUAAUAAGCCGAUGAAUGGGAGUGUGCCCUCCGCUGGACCCUGACUCACUGUGGAAGCGGGGCGCCUUCACGAACAGAGGCUCAGUAUUUUCUUUCAGAGAGACCCGGGGUGGAAAAGACGCAGCAAUGACAGAGCAGCAGUCGUGCGCAGCGACAAAAUAGACCAACUAUUGUGGGUACGGGAGAUUGAUAACACAACUAGGCGAGCAACGAGCGCGGCAGAUGUAAUUUCCAAACGUUGCAGCUGGUUUGUUGCCAGUGGUGUGUUGGAUGGGUUAUUACUGCGUUCUCCUUUUCAUCAUCCACUGCUUCCAGCGUUUCCAGAUUACUUGGGGAUCUCGGACGGCUGCCUGUGAGGGAGUAUCGCUGCAAAGACUAGCGGGGAAUGCCAUGUGUCGUUGCGCGACAUAGAAGCUCUUUGUGGGCUGUUUUUUGCACCGGGGACAGGUGGUGUGUAUGUGUUGAAACAAGCAGGCGGCACGGACACACAACCCCUGAGACAGUUGUCUUAGGGAUGUCAGGCCGGCGAACGGGAUCAGCUUUUGCCAGAGACAGGUGCGACAGGGAGGAGUAGUUUACAAAGCCCUGCACAGGAUCUGGUAACGCACUAACAAGCACCCUCUCCCCUCUGAUAGCUCGGAUUUUUUUUGUACCCACCGGGACUCACAAUCGACUCAUACUGCCUUUUCUCGGUGGCACCUUUCCCCCUGAAACCUGAGACUUCGCCUUUGUGUUGCCAUGGCGACCGUGGCCCCUCCCUUCUUCCUGCUGUGUUGGCUGCUCCAAGCGGUCAGCUCGGCGUUCCCAGAGGAACCGGGGCCCCUCAACUACAUCCCCACCGAAGUCGUGAGAAGACAUGCAGUGUUUCUGGGCCGACCCCACCGGACAUGGCUCAGACAAGAGCCUCUUCACAUCCAGAGGAUCCUGCAGGUCAAUCGGACGCUCUACAUUGGAGCCAGAGAUGACCUUUUCCGUGUGGAGUUGGACAUCGUUGCAGGAGACGAGAUGUUCUACAGCAAGAAAAGGACGUGGGAGUCGAACAAGAAUGACAUCAGGAUCUGCAGGAUGAAGGGCAAGCAUGAGGAUGAAUGCCGUAACUUCAUGAAGGUGCUGCUCCGCAGACCGGGGGGACUGUUUGUGUGCGGGACCAACGCCUUCAACCCCCUCUGUGCCAACUACACUGGAGACACUCUGGAGAUGGUAGGAGACACAGUCAGUGGUAUGGCGAGAUGCCCCUAUGACCCAAAGCACGCUAAUGUCGCUCGGUUUGCAGAGGGAAAUCUGUUUACAGCCACAGUGACAGACUUCCUGGCCAUCGAUGCGGUGAUCUACCGGAGCCUUGGGGACAGUCUCGCGCUGCGCACCGUCAAGCACGACUCCAAGUGGUUCAGAGAGCCGUAUUUUGUGAGUGCCGUGGAGUGGGGACCUCACAUCUACUUCUUCUUCAGAGAGAUAGCCAUGGAGUUCAACUACCUGGAGAAGGUGAUGGUGUCGCGCGUGGCGCGGGUGUGCAAGCGUGAUCUGGGAGGGUCUCAGCGCGUCCUGGAGAAGCAGUGGACGUCGUUCCUGAAGGCCCGUCUGAACUGCUCUGUCCCCGGGGAUUCCCACUUCUACUUCAACCUGCUCCACUCCACCAGCCCCAUCAUCAGGAUGCACGGCAGAGACAUCAUCCUGGGGGUGUUCUCCACACCGUCAAACAGUAUCCCAGGUUCGGCUGUGUGUGCCUUCGACAUGGAGCAGCUGGCUUCGGUGUUUGAAGGGAGAUUCAAGGAGCAGAAAUCAUCUGAGUCCAUUUGGACACCUGUUCCAGAUGACUUCAUCCCCAAGCCAAGACCCGGUGGCUGCGCUGUUCAAGGAUCCAAGUUUAACUCCUCCACCGCCUUCCCUGAUGAGAUGCUCAACUUCGUCAAGACCCAUCCUCUGAUGGAUGAAGCCGUCCCCUCUCUAGGACAAAGACCCUGGAUUGUACGAACCAUGGUCAGGUACCAGCUGAAUAAGAUCGUGGUGGAUACAGAAGCCGGGCCUCACCGGAACCGGACCGUCCUCUUCCUCGGGUCGAGCAGAGGGAACAUCCUCAAGUUCCUCAUCAUGCCCAACCAGGACAACAGCGUCACCAACAGCAACAUCUUCCUGGAGGAGCUGGAGGGAUACAACCCUGAUAAGUGUGCUGAGGACUCUGUGCAGAACAGGCAGCUUCUCUCUCUCACUCUGGACCGGCCGAGCCACACUCUGCUGCUCGCCUUCCCCUCCUGUUUGGUCAGAGUGCCGCUGGCUCGAUGCCAGCUCUACUCCCGAUGCAUGAAGAACUGUAUCGCCUCGAGAGAUCCUUACUGUGGCUGGACCCGAGGAAGCACCUGCUCCUUCCUCAGGCCUGGAACGAGACUGCCGUUCGAGCAAGAUGUUGAACAGGGAAACGUGGCCCACUUGGGUGACUGUGACGGAAUGCUGCUGCAGGAGAGUUUUAUGGACGAGCCUGACGGCCUGGUGUCUGUGAACCUACUGGUGGUGUCUGCUGUGUCAGCCUUCACCACUGGAGCCAUCCUCUCCGGGCUCACCGUCUGCUGGAUCAUGAGUCACCGCCACCGCCACUCUCGGGGCUCCGGAGCCAACGGCGCCCGACGCAAAGGUGACAAAGAGCAGAGCAUGCUGGGGCAGGGCCGCAGCGGGUCGGUGAUGAGCGUGACGAGAACCAGCGGCGGCGAGAGGCGGCGCUCGCAGGCCGACAACCCCUUCAUCAUGCCCAACGGCUGGUCCAAAGGAGAGAUGGACCCCGGCCUGCUGCCCACCCCCGAGCAGACGCCGCUGCAGCAGAAGAGAACCAUGCGCCUCCCGGACACCGACUGGGACCAGAGCCAGACCUUCCUCACCGCCGUGGGGACUCCCUGCCACAACAACUCUGUCAUCUACCUGAGCUCCAAGUUCCUGCACGGAGGCGGCGGAGGGAUGGUCCGGAUAGAGGACCAGGGGGAGGUCAUGCUUCCCCCGCACACAGAGCGCCAACGCUACCUGAUCUUAGCCACCCAGAGAGGGGAGCCCGGUGGCAGUCGUCCCAGCGGGAACGCCCUGAGGAACUCGGCGGGAGACUACAUCUACCCCGCCACGCCGCAGGACUCCCCCGACCGACGGAGGGUGGUGUCCGCUCCCACUCCCCACAUGGACUAUGGGGAGCCUCGCUGGAGUCACGAGGCGCUCAACUACAACAGCAACAACGGAGCGCCCUACCACCCCCAGCGCCCGGGCAUCAUCAGGCCAGAUAUGCACGGGCCCCGGGGGAUGGGGGAACUGGCGGAACUGGCGGACUUCAGCCAUCUUCUAGUGAAGAACAUGGGAGAGCACACCACCAGCGGCCAGUGAGGCGAAGUACGUGAGCGCUGGCACCGAGCUCUCUCUGAAAACCCAUUCCCUCCAACAGCAGACUGGAAUAAAUCAACCCCUCAGACUCUAUGUCCCGGUCCAACCUUACCCUGUCUGUCCUCUCUCACUGUCAUUCAAUGUUCUGACGUCAUUCAGCUGACUGAAGAGAGAGACAAAGAGAGAGUUGAAAAAGAGGAGCAAACUCUCCUCACGUCUCCGAUCCUCUGCUCUUAAUCCGAGGCGCACCCCUCUGCUCUGUAAGUGGUACGACCCGCAGAGCUUGACUUUGACACCAUAGGACAAAUAGUAAAGGAAAGAGAGGGGUGCAAAGGAAAGGGGAGCUUCUCAAAGAGUGUGGAGAUUUGAAAAAAAAAAAGACAUUUUCCCUUUCAGCGCCAAAUGUGGAAAUCUCCCUCCACCAUUUCUGUUCAUCAUUUGAUGCCAUGGAUCUUCUUUGAGUGUGACAUUUUGUUUCUGCUUUCGUUUUUCUGUGCCAGUGGCAUCCAGCAGACAACAAUGUGCUUUACUUUGGAUUUCAGAGGAGACUUAAACUGUUGUAGCCGUGCCAGAGGGAAGUGACUCUCAAUGAAUCAUGCAGUAUGUGAUUGUGUGUUUGUGUGGAAGCGAGUGGCCACGACAACCCCAACCAGUGUCCCGUCUUUACUGUGAAGUAUAACUAUAUAAUGAAGAACGGUGGAGGUUGAUAUUAUUUUCCCUUUUUUAUAAAUCACAGAGAAACUAAUACAUUUGAUUGUGUGUCUCUAUGUGUCGAGACCAGUGGUUAGUGAAGGGUUGAGACUCCCAUUGUAAUUUGUGUGUACCUCAGAGGCAGCGCUGGACAGAGCCAUUAAAGUGAAAGAAAGCAAUAAUAAGCAAGUAAGGAUGAAGAUAAAGCCAAUAUAAUUGAUAUUUUGUAAUAUAACUCAGUAAAGCAAAAGUUAGGAGAUGUCAGGAGGCGCUGGGAAAAAGAACAAUACCUCCCCGUCCAUUCAUCCCUCCCUCGCUGCCUCUCAGUAUGCCAGGGUCUCUCUGACCGGCCCUGAGGCCCCCAUGGGCUCCGCAGGCCAUUUGAAGGAGGGAAUGUGAGCUGUGGCUGUCUGACUGUGAGGCCCGGCCGCUUGGGAGCUCCAUUCAGCCUCUUCUGCCCGACACUGAGCCUCUUUGUGCCCCAGAAGCAGGAGGAGACUGCGGCAACAAAUAGCCGUUAAGAGUCAGGGACUCUAGCCUUGCAGAAUAUCAAUGAGAGGGACAGCAGCUCCAUCCGUCAUGUGAGAUGUACCAACCAGGAGUGGGCAUCUGUAGGGCUUCACCCACUGGUGGUUCACUAACAAGGGAGGAGUGGAGUUCAGCGGAGACUUGGGGCACCGCUAACUGUCACAAUGGUCAUCCCUUGUGGCUCCAUCUCUCUCAGUGUGUUUCGUGACAAAAGCGGGAUAAAGAAAACAGACGGGCAUGGGUAUACUUGGGUGUGGAGUUACUCUUUCACUCCGUUGUCUGAUCUUUUCAUGUUUCCUGUUUUGUCUGUUCUCAUCCAUUCUUGAUUCAAAUGUAGAUCCAGAGAUAGCUCUAGUUCAUCUGGGUCAUGGUGUUGUGAGAGGUGGUGUUUUUUUCUUUGUCUGCCGGCUGGUGUGUGUGAGUCUCUUUGGGUUUGUGUCUAUGAAUGCGUUACUCAUAUUGAGUGCAGAUAACAGCUUUUAUCAGUUUUACUCUCAUUUCACCUUUCUUCUUUGUUCUUACAGUUUUUUUCUCUUAUUGAGCCAUUAAUGUUAGGCAGAAACCCUUUGCUUGACAUUUACAAAUCCGCGCUAACAUUGUUGAGGCCUCCGUGGGAGUACUGUAUGCUAUAGGAUAUAUGUAAACCAUUAUACUUUAUAUAAAAAACUAUGGCUCAAAAGGAUAAGCCGGGAUGUGCUUGGAUAAAUACCCAGCACACACACAAGAAAAUAUCACAGCCUACAAGAACUAGGGCAGAGCAUCGUUUGAUUUUCUUUUGAUGCCUUUCAGCUUUUGUGACUGUAUACAUGUUUUCCACAUAACCCUAUUUAACAUUUAAAGAUUCCUAAUGGAGCUUUAUAUCAUCUUAAAGCUUAUGAUCUUGUAUUUUAGGAGCAUAACGCUCAGCAAUAAUGUAAAAAAAAUCUACUAUACACUUCCUGCCUAGCACCAAAUUGAAGACAGACACUCUUGCUAGUGAACACAGUGAAGUAUUUAUCAGAUAAAGAGCCUUAGAUUUCCCGUAAGAGUUGGUAGAGACCAAAAACCAAGCUAUUCGCCUUUUAAAGCCUGAUAAUAUGUCAGUGUUGUCUUCACAGCUUGUUUCUGCUGCCCCCAAGUGGUCAACAAAUAAGUUAUUUGAGGUUUAAUGUAUCAGGUGUAAUACAAAGGCUAUGUAUUGGUUGAAACAUUUCAGAAAUGCCAUUUCAAUAGCAGACAACAUUGUUAUGUUUACCUUACUUUAAGAAACCUGUUUUUCAAAGAAAUCCUAUUUCCCAUUUUACUACAAAUCCCGAGUAAGCAGUCUCACUAAAACUUUAUCUAAGAAGUAAAUUGUCUGCAUUCGUCCACAAUUCCAAUUUAAAUCAAGGCCUGUUCCUUCAUGAAAAAAAGUAAACAAGAUUGUAAAUCAGACCAAGUAUUCAAUACCAGCUGACAGUUCUUUCGACACUCAUUGCCACAGUCUCAUUUCUGUUAGUACCUGAACAGCAUUGAGGUUCAGCAGCCAGCCCUGAAGAUUAAGCAGCCAGAGCUGGAGGUGCUGCAUGAGACAAGCCAGUGAAAGAGAUUUAUGAAAGCAAGGACAGAGGAGGAGGUCAGGCGGGCGAACAUGAUGUUACUGCAUUACUGUCUCCACACAUUAGUACAGUGUAUUCUUUACGCAUUCCACCCUGAAACAGGUCAUUAGUAUUGAGGAUACGUCGCCCUCAUCCACCAGCCCGACCCCUCAUCUCUGCCUCUCUUUAUCUCUCUCCGUCUCCAUCUCCGCUGUGACCUGAGUGCUGCGUGUGUGUGAUGUGUGUGUGAAUGAGGUCUCUCAGUCUCGGCCGGCUCGCCCAGUCAGCCGUGUCCUCGCUCUGCAUCUCCUCCGGUGUUUCACUAAACAUGCUUGAUUAGGCAAAGUACAUUCCCGGCCCUCUAAUGGCCUGAUGAGCCCUUGAGAAGAUUAUUACAGACACAUCAGCCCUGGGAGGGAGGUGCACGUUCAACCAGCUCUUUACCCCUUUUUAUACUAUACACCCGCCACACACACACACAUGCUCAUACACACAAGUACUGUUGGUGCUUUAACCUAAUUAAAAAAGCAAUCGAAUUAAGAUCAGAAACAGAGCUUAAGCUUGAAAUAGGCUGACUCACUCUAGGAAAGCUCAUGAUGGUAUCUUCCUAAUUUGAUUACAUGUGUUCAACAUUACAGGGCAGCUAAAGAAUGCAGGUGUAGCCUCACUAAAGUCAGUCUGUUUAUCGAAGCCGUCAUCCUCCCUAUUUCUCUCAUACUUCAUGUCAUUCCCUUUCCUCCUUUUUGAACAGCUGCACUUUCUCUUCUUCUUUAAAGCCCCUUUUUGUAUUGUUAACAGACUCACACUAUCUCUCUGUACACACAUAUCUCGUCCUAAUCUGAGCCCGGGCUGCGCUCUCAUCCUGUUUGUCACCAUUAAAGGUUAGCUUGUUGAUUUAAUGAGUCGGUGACGGAAACAGAAAUCGCAGUAAUUCCCAAAUCCCGUUUUAUUUGUUACCUUUUUUUUUUAAUACAUUUUCAAAGCCUCUCAUGUGGCAAAUUGCUUUCACUUGCUUCGAAAUUAUUGUGCUUGGAGGGGGGGGUUUUGUUCAAUGCAGCACAUAUUGCCUGUAGUCCUUCACACACACACAUGCAUUGUCCUUCCUUAUCUCUGCCCUGCACAUAUCACACACACAUAAAAUUCCCACCCAGCCCUCACGGCCCAGUCUGUCUGUGUGUGUUGUUAUUUAUCAGGUUGUGUCUGUAUGCUUGUUAAAGAGACCAUGCCUUUGUGUGUUGGGGUUGUUAGUGCCGUGUGGUCCAGUGAUGCGAUGCCCCCCCCCCCCCCAAGCCAAUAACUGCCAUCUUGUCCUACAGCGCUCCGCUGUGCUGUAAAUGCUCUACGUCCAAGAAACUAAGUCUAACUUGUGUGAAAUCCAUCAUCGCUGUUGGGAGAAGUGACAUGAAAUGGCCCCCUUCGAGCCAACAUAUAAGAGGGGGGGGAAAGCACAAAAACAAGGCGAAAACAAAAUCAACGUUUGCAUUUUUGUAAAGUUUUAGAUGUAUUUAGUCAGCACUGAUCAUUUUUGUCAUGUUUGUUUUUUAUAUAGUUUGUUUCUGUGGUAGAUAUUUGGUUUGAGAUGAUAUGGAAUAUUAUUGUAUAUGAUUUCAACUUCUCUGGUGUGCCGGAUUUGAUGAUGAAAAUGAAGACGAACCUGAAGACUAUCAUGAUUAUUAUUAUUAAUUAUAUUGACAGUGACAAUGAACUGUGAGCAGCACUGAGGUGUUGUGUGUCCUGUUUGGAUGCUGAAUCUGAAGGGAAACUGAGAGGAAGAGGAGGAGUGAAUGAACUCAAACAGACUGAGCUUCAAAAAGAGAUUCUGCUUCUUUCUUGCCGAGUGGAUUCUCCUGCUACUGUGAACGACGUCGGCCCAAAGUCGCCCUGGGGCCCUCAGGGCAGGCGGCCAUCAGAAGACAACACAUGUCCCUACUUUGUGUACAUAACCUUGAUGCUUACAUGUAAUUUAAGUGCAGUAGCUGCAUGACGACACAGCCUCUGUGUGUGUACAGAAGUAGCGACGUGUGAAUUUGUACAGUACAUGCAAGUGUGUGUGUGUGUGCUUGUGUCCGCGAAGAAAUCUGUCUGUCGUCACGCAAAAAGCAACACGUGCAUGCACCCUCCGACAACUGCCCAGUACACACACAUAUACACACUCCAUGCACACACACGCAAAUACACUCCAGCAGUUGUUCACCAUCCACAUUGUCCCGAGCUCUGCCUGUCACUCCGCAUGGAGACUUUGCUCUAUGUCAACUUUCUUAUUCUAAUAAACCACUCCGACAUUGA